AUGGUGAAAAUCGAUUUAAACGAUGAACAGGAGUUUAGUCAUGACCUUAAUAUGGAACAUGAACCACCGGAUGAACCAAUGUUGGUGCCGUCGACUAUUGCUGCCAUCACAGUUACUUCCACUAGAGCCGCUCGAACAACCACAGAAGCAAUUGUGCAACUAACGACAAGCAAAGAAUCGUUAAAAGAUACGGUGGUAAAUUUCGUCGGAGAUAAAGCUAAAACACUUUCUGAUAUUGCCCGGAAAAAAGUAGUGGCAAAAACCGGUUUGUCUGAAUGGACUUUCGUUUUUUUCGGUAUAAUUUGCAUUGCACUAAUUCUAUGUUGCGCUUUCUUUCUGAUACGAAAAUUAUUUGGCAAAAAACGACAUGGCGAAAAAAAACAGAAAGGACUGAAAGGAUUUUUUGGCGGAAGAGGAGCGGACCUCAUCACGAUUGAUAAAAAUAAGCUAGCAACUGAUUUAGAGCAGUUGGAAGAAAAUAUGGAACAAAAUGAGAAGGAACAAGCAGAAGAAAAAGAAGAAGUAAAACUUGGAAGACUACAGUAUAAGCUUGACUAUGAUUUUCAACAAAAUCAGUUAGCAGUAACAGUGAUACAGGCAGAAGAUUUGCCAGGUAUGGAUAUGAGCGGAACAUCAGAUCCCUAUGUGAAAUUGUAUCUUCUACCGGAAAAAAAGAAGAAAGUAGAAACGAAAGUACAUCGCAAAACGCUUAAUCCUGUUUUCAAUGAAACAUUUAUAUUCAAAGUACCGUUCGUUGAAAUUGCAUCGAAAACACUGGUUUUUGCUGUGUACGACUUUGAUCGUUUCUCUAAACAUGAUCAGAUCGGUCAGGUACUGAUACCACUUGGUAAAAUAGAUCUUGGCCAAGUAAUCGAGGAAUGGAAAGACAUUGCACCGCCACCUGAUGACAAAGAAGCCGAUAAAAGUUUGGGCGAUAUUUGCUUUUCAUUGAGGUAUGUACCAACAGCUGGUAAACUUACAGUAGUUAUCCUGGAAGCCAAGAAUUUGAAAAAGAUGGAUGUUGGUGGAUUAUCAGAUCCAUACGUUAAGAUAGUAUUGAUGCUAAGUGGGAAACGGUUGAAAAAGAAGAAAACGAGCAUCAAGAAGUGCACUCUAAAUCCUUACUACAACGAAUCAUUCUCAUUUGAAGUACCAUUUGAGCAAAUUCAGAAAAUAUCAUUGAUGAUAACUGUGAUGGAUUACGAUAAGUUGGGCUCAAACGAUGCAAUCGGCCGAUGCAUAUUGGGCUGUUCAGCAACAGGUGCCGAAUUGCGACACUGGAUGGACAUGUUAGCCAGUCCGCGUAGACCCAUUGCUCAAUGGCAUACUUUAGGCCCUGUAGAAGAGCCUGAAAGACCUUAA
This is a messenger RNA of Cercopithifilaria johnstoni, 1362 nucleotides long. The record is from the annotation of a GenBank genome assembly. NCBI's taxonomy places the organism in Eukaryota, Metazoa, Nematoda, Chromadorea, Rhabditida, Onchocercidae.